GCUUGAUUCUGUCACUUCUGGAUUCUGGUGACAUCACAUCCGGCCAUAGCGAGAGCGAGGCUUGUUUUCGGUAAACAUUACAGUUCUGUCCCCUGUCAGCUUCUGCACACUGCCUUGCAUGGCUGUGCAUAGCACAGUCAAUGAAGCACUAACACAGGACACAAUGUAAAAUGGCACACAGCACACAGUUAACCUUUUGAUCGCCCCACAUGUUAACCCCUUCCUGCCCAGUGCCAUUAGUACAGUGUCAGUGCUUUUUAUUAGCACUGAUCACUGUAUUGGUGUCACUGGGGAUGUUAUUGACACCAAGUCGGUUCCCCCCAGUGUCAGAAUGCCCACCGCAGUCCCACUAUAAGUCGCUG
Staurois parvus is the source of this 362-nucleotide messenger RNA. The record is from the annotation of a GenBank genome assembly. Lineage: Eukaryota; Metazoa; Chordata; Amphibia; Anura; Ranidae.